This is a messenger RNA of Anopheles nili, 2493 nucleotides long. It is a transcript of the gene Acox3, whose product is annotated as peroxisomal acyl-coenzyme A oxidase 3. The transcript has 4 exons. Gene Ontology annotation, molecular function: fatty acid binding; FAD binding; pristanoyl-CoA oxidase activity. Bases 7 to 2127 code for a protein of 706 amino acids. Gene Ontology annotation, cellular component: peroxisome. The record is from RefSeq and is a predicted model, not a curated record. NCBI's taxonomy places the organism in Eukaryota, Metazoa, Arthropoda, Insecta, Diptera, Culicidae. Gene Ontology annotation, biological process: fatty acid beta-oxidation using acyl-CoA oxidase; lipid homeostasis.
GAGCAAAUGCACGAAAUGAGCGAAUUCAACACAAUCGCGCGGCCCUCGGAGCAUGGACACCUGCUGGAAAAUAAAACCUUCUUUCCUGACCCACCGGCUCGGGGUCCACUGACGACGUAUCGCAAGCAAGCUUCCGUCGAUUGGCGCAAAGUGAAGCUAUCCUUCAACGAUGAGACUUCGCUCGAGCUGCAGCAUCGCGUAUGGGCUUUCGCGCAUAAGCACCCACUGUUCGCGCAUCCAAAUCGCAUGCUAACAAUGGACGAAGAACGCCACCUGGCCACAAAGCGCAUGUACGUGGUGCAGAACGAGAAAAUGUUCACAAUUGCCGACUUUUUGGAACGGCCCGACCUUGCCUCGCACUAUCAUCAAUCCUGGAUCGCCUACGAACCGAGUAUGGCGGUAAAGUACUCGCUCGGUUUCGGCAUGUUCCCCUCGGUCAUACGCACCCUGGAUGUGGGCCGGCUCGAUGAGAUAGUAGAACGUAACGCAACAGGUGAAUAUUUGGGUGCAUUUGGAUUGACGGAGUUCGCUCACGGUACGAAUGCGAAGGGCAUGCGAACCACAGCCACCUAUGAUCCGUCCUCGAACGAGUACGUGCUCCACACACCGGACUUCGAGGCGGCCAAGUGCUGGAUAGGCAACUUGGGUAAAACAUGCACCCAUCUCAUCGUGUACGCCCAAUUGUACACCGCCGAUGGGCAGCACCACGGGUUGAACGCGUUCGUGGUGCCUGUACGCGAUCCGGCAACGCUCCAGGCGUACCCUGGCGUGACGGUGGGCGAUCUCGGUCCUAAGGCCGGUCUGCAAGGAGUAGACAAUGGGUUCGUAAUGUUCCGGCAGUAUCGUAUCCCGCGUGAUAACCUAUUGGCACGCACCGGCGACGUCAACGAACAAGGAGAGUUCGUCUCGCCGUUUAAGGAUCCUGGUAAACGGUUCGGUGCAUCCCUUGGCGCCCUGUCCGGUGGCCGCAUCAGUAUUUGCGGCAUUGCCAACGUCUACCUCACGAAAGCGAUCAGCAUCGCGUUGCGUUAUUCGGCAAGCCGUAAGCAAUUCGGUCCGGACGAUAGCGAUGAAGAGUGGCCGGUGCUCGAGUACCAAUCGCAACAGUUCCGGUUGUUUCCGCACCUGGCCGCAAACACUGUGAUACGCGUGUUUAACCUCUGGUUUGCCAAGGCGUACGGUGAUAUGCAAUUGAAGCUGCUCGGUGGUGAAAAUAUUGGCGCCACCGGGAUGGAAGUACAUGCGCUGUCGUCAGCGGCGAAACCGGUCUGCACCUGGGCCGCCAGGGAUGGAGUACAAGAGUGCCGGGAGGCGUGUGGUGGCCAUGGGUAUCUGAAGCUGUCUACCAUCGGUGAUUUGCGCGGCAACAACGAUCCAAACUGCACGUAUGAGGGUGAAAACAACGUGCUGAUCCAGCAGGCUUCGAACUGGCUACUUAGCGUUCGCGGGAAAGGCUUUGAAAAGUUCGCCGAUGUGUCGCCGUUGGGUUCCGCGCAGUUCCUAGCACAAUACGCGACGCUUAUGAAUCGCAAAGCCAAAUGGGCAACUUCAGCCGAUGCAGGUUCCUUAGCAAAUCAGAUCGAGGCACUUGAAUGGCUAGUGGCGUACUUGUUGGAGGAAACGUACCAAAAGUUUUCAACUUUAACACGCCAAGGAAAAUCUUCCUUUGAAGCACGUAACGAAGCGCAAUCCUUCUUUGCGAGAACGCUGUCUAUCGCUUAUGGAGAGAGAAUGUUGCUGUACGUGUUCAGCAAGUUUCUAGCCAAUCUCGAAGCCGGCCCGGAACGUACUGCGAUGGAGAGACUUGGAUCACUGUACGGUGCUAGUACGGUUUUGCGCCACGUUGGUCUCUUUUACCAGGGUGGCUACUUCGCUGCCCAACCUAAGGGAAUGGCAUUGCUGCAGCAGGCAGUACUGGACCUGUUACCCAUGAUCAAGCGGGAUGCGAUUGCGCUGGUGGAUGCUAUCGCUCCGCCAGAUUUCAUACUUAACUCACCGCUCGGUAUGAGCGAUGGCGAUGUGUACCGGCAUAUGGAGUCCGCCAUUAUGCAAGCCCCGGAAGCGCUCGAGCGUCCGCAGUGGUGGCGCGACGUCGUUCACCGGGACUACGUGCAAUCGAAACUGUAAAAAAGCACACUAUAGGUUGUUUAAACGGGGCGAGGUGUUUGGGAACUAUAAAGGGACUGUUAUUUUAGCGCUUAGGGAUUGCUAUUGUCAGAGGGUAUCGUUUUUAAAUCCAUUCGUUUUGUUUUGGCAUCUUUUAUUGGCCACAUUUUUGCCAUUGUUGGCGAGUAAGGCAAUAUUAACCAAAUAUUGGCAGCUAAUGAAACACUCACCCUAGCACGGGGGUGUACGGAAGAGGGUAUUAUUUUAGAGCUCCCUUAUGUACUGCAAUUUCAGUGGCUUCGAUAGGCUUUGCGCUGUGUUACCGUUAAAAAAGGACGAUUAUGAAAAUGGCAAAAAAGUACCGAUGUUACCCUGCGGUAAAGCAAG